GCAAACAACUUGAACAAAUAUCACAUUUUGUUUCUAGCAAUAGCUGGAAACAUUAAUUGUCUCUUUGCAUUCUGUUGGGUUGGCAAAGGAAAAUGGAUUGCUCUAAAACUUUUUUUCUUCUUAUUGGCAGUAUCUUGGCUAUUGUUUUUCUCACCUCGUCAGAGAUCUUAGCUCGUGAACUUAUUGAACAAGUUCAAACUAAAGGAAAUGAACAGGCAGAUUUGAACCAUUUUCAUGGUCACGAGCACAGAUAUGAAUAUGGAUAUGGGCAUAAGCACAAGUACGGACACGAGCACGGUCAUGGGCACAAACACGAGCAUCAGCAUGAAUACAAACAUGAGCAUAAGCACGAGUACAAACAUGACCAUAAACAUAAGCAUAGCCACGAGCAUGAACAUGGACAUAAACAUGAACACAAACACGGACAUGAUCACGACCACGGUCAUGCGCACAAGCACGAGCAUCAGCAUGAACAUAAACAUGAGCACAAAAAUGACCAUAAACAUAAGCAUAGACACGAGCAUGAACAUGGACAUAAACAUGAACACAAACACGGACAUGAUCACGACCACGGUCAUGCGCACAAGCACGAGCAUCAGCAUGAACAUAAACAUGAGCACAAAAAUGACCAUAAACAUAAGCAUAGACACGAGCAUGAACAUGGACAUAAACAUGAAAACACAGACACGGACAUGAUCACGAGCACAAGCAUGGUCAUGAAAAUGAAUAUAAACACGGAUACGUGUAUGGACAUGGACAUGAAUAUGGGAAAGGGCAUGGCCAUUGACAUGUUCCGAAGCAAGCCACAGUGAGCACGCAAGGCAUGGUUGCACAAAUUAAUGGAGAAUAAAGUUGGAAAUUAGAUGACGAAUUCCCUUUAGCAUAUUGCUAUUUGUUAGCAAAUGAAUAUGUAUUACUUAAAAAGCCAUGUAUGAAAGAUUGUAUGUGAAUAAAUAAAAGUGUCUGUUACUAGGCCCUUAAUAAAACUAUCAUCACUGUCAUUAUUUCACUCAAAUUACUGUUAUAUAAGAUAUGGUAUUUUC
Jatropha curcas is the source of this 1043-nucleotide messenger RNA. RefSeq lists its product as uncharacterized. The record is from RefSeq and is a predicted model, not a curated record. Lineage: Eukaryota; Viridiplantae; Streptophyta; Magnoliopsida; Malpighiales; Euphorbiaceae.